This is a messenger RNA of Pterocles gutturalis (yellow-throated sandgrouse), 2702 nucleotides long. RefSeq names its product zinc finger protein 827-like. The transcript has 7 exons. Gene Ontology annotation, biological process: regulation of transcription by RNA polymerase II. The annotation marks the transcript as partial. Lineage: Eukaryota; Metazoa; Chordata; Aves; Pterocliformes; Pteroclidae. Gene Ontology annotation, molecular function: RNA polymerase II transcription regulatory region sequence-specific DNA binding; DNA-binding transcription factor activity, RNA polymerase II-specific. Gene Ontology annotation, cellular component: nucleus. The record is from RefSeq and is a predicted model, not a curated record.
CCCUUUCUUUUCUGAAGACACAUUUAGACAAUCACCGUUCACUUCCAAGUCAAAAGAUCUCCUGCCUAAUGAAGCUUCCCUUCAUGGAAGGACAUCUGCACCAGAAACAGAAAAGCUGGGGCUGGAGGUGGGAAAUGGAUUGCCAUCUUGGAAAUUUAAUGACCAGCUCUUUCCUUGCGACGUGUGUGGAAAAGUGUUUGGGCGACAGCAGACUCUGUCCCGACAUCUCUCGCUGCACACAGAAGAGAGAAAAUACAAAUGCCACUUGUGCCCCUACGCUGCUAAGUGCCGUGCUAACCUGAACCAGCACCUGACCGUCCAUUCUGUGAAGCUGGUGAGUACCGACACUGAGGACAUUGUCAGCGCUGUCACUUCUGAAGGCAGCGAUGGAAAGAAGCACCCUUAUUACUACAGCUGUCACGUGUGUGGGUUUGAGACAGAGAUGAAUGUCCAGUUUGUCAGUCAUAUGUCCCUCCAUGUGGAUAAAGAGCAGUGGAUGUUCUCGAUUUGCUGCACAGCGUGCGACUUUGUCACCAUGGAAGAGGCAGAUAUGAAGGCUCAUGUCAACAGCAAGCACACAGCUGAGGAAAGGAAGACACCCAGUGAAUCUAACAGUCCAUCUUCAUCUUCACUGUCAGCACUGAGUGACUCUGCCAACAGCAAAGAAGAUGCAGAUAUAACCCCAAAAAACAAGGGUUCAAACAACUUGCUAGUCAUUUCUGUAGUGCCUGGUAGUCAGACCUCAGUGAGCACUGAAGAGAAGUCAGAGAAAGGCUUUGAAUGUGUUUUCUGUAACUUCGUCUGUAAAACAAAAAAUAUGUUUGAGCGCCAUCUGCAAAUCCACCUGAUCACGCGGAUGUUCGAGUGUGAUGUGUGCCACAAGUUCAUGAAGACACCUGAGCAGUUACUGGAGCACAAGAAAUGCCACACUGUCCCCACCGGUGGGCUCAAGUGCCCAUUCUGUAUCUACUCCACCAACCGCCCCGCAGCGAUGGAGUGCCACCUGAAGACGCACUACAAGAUGGAGUACAAGUGUCGGAUCUGCCAGACAGUGAAGGCAAACCAGCUGGAGCUGGAGAUGCACAUCCGAGAACACCGCCUCGGCAACCAUUACAAGUGCGACCAGUGUGGCUACCUGUCCAAGACGGCCAACAAGCUGAUCGAACAUGUGCGUGUCCACACCGGGGAGCGCCCUUUUCACUGUGACCAGUGCAGCUACAGCUGCAAACGCAAAGACAAUCUCAACUUGCACAAGAAACUGAAGCAUGCUCCACGCCAGACUUUCAGCUGCGACGAGUGCCUGUUCAAGACUACCCACCCUUUUGUCUUCAGCCGCCACGUGAAGAAGCACCAGAACGGGGACUGCUCCGAAGAGGAGAAGAAGGGCCAGUAUUCAACCUCCAAGGCAGGCAGUCUGCUCCUACCAGUGAACAGCUCCAGAAGCCUCCUGUCCCCCCUCUCAGUUAUGUCUGCCUCCCAUGCUCUGCAAACAGUGGCUCUGUCAGCUGCGCACGGCAGCGGGGCAGAGCCAAACUUGGCAGUGAAAGCCUUGGCCAUCAACGGCACUUCCCUGUGCUUUGAUAAAUACUGGAACUCAGAGUUUGCCCACCUUAUUCCUUUAACAAUGUUUUUCCCCAAAAACCACUACGAUCUCACAUUCCAUCCCCCAAGACCUCAGACUGCACCGGCAGGGGCCUCUUCACCCAAGCACUCCUUCCUUGCCUACCUUGGACUAACAGAAAGGGCAGAAACUGUCUGAGGGCAGUCACCUUCUGUACCAAAAAUAAAUCCCUCAACGAACCCAGCAGGUAUACAUUGCUGCAACACGUAGACUGAAGAGGUAACGAACACUUGUACUAUAUCAUUAGUAAGGUUUAGAAAAUGGCUCUGUGUGUAUACUUACUGCAUUGACAUGAAAGCUGCUUUAUUAAAUCUUCAAGAGGUGACCUACUGCAUACUUCUACCUUCAGAAGCAUGUUCCCAGUACUCUUAUCUAAGAAGCUAUUUUGUCUUGUUAAGCUGAAAAAGAGUGUCCUUAAUGGCAAUCAGCACUUGUAAGAUUACAUACUGAUGCAUUUUAUUUUUUUAGUCUUUGUGUACAUGCGGGCGCGUGAAAGAGAGCCUGCCUGUAGCGUGCCAUGACAUUGCUUUUGCACAUCCCUUGUAUUGGCUUAUUUAAUUAUUAUUCUUUUUCCCUUUUCAUACACUUCCUCCCUUCCUCCCUCCCCUCCCUCUCCCCCUGAACUGCACAGUUGCAGAAGGAUAACGCUUGGUUCAGGGUGGAUCGGUGUAUUACUUCAGUGCUGUUGGCAGCUUCCUUUACUUGUUCGAUGCCUUGUACUCAGUUGUCAAGGUUUGAGAAUUUGGGGUAGAACUAAUGAGGAAAAAGUUGCUUUCAGCACUGCAGGACGAGAGUAUGGCAACGCAAAGCGUGUGUACGUGCACACACAUGCAUGUGCAGCAGGCCCAAACUUAACUGUUAGACAGGUAGGUGUAACAGACACCUGCGUCUGGGCCAUAGCAUACAUCUUUUUUUUAAAAGGGCAUAUAAAUAUUUUAUAUAUAUCUAUAUAUAUACUGUAUUAUGCAGUGGUUACCUUUUAGUUUGCAGGAACAACUUGUAUAACUAGAAUUCUAUGGUGGAAAAAAAUCCAACAAGGGGAUUUAAAAAAGGGUAUGGAUAAAUUCUGGCUAUAAAUACU